GAGCGGAGCAGGUGGGGCUGGGGAGGGUGUCCUGCCCUCCCCGAGCCGCCCGCAGCCCUUCCCAAACCCCUCAUUCCUGCAGGGACACCCGCGAGGUUUGAAGGUUCCUGAGCGGGCAGAGCUGGGGCAGCGGGAUGGACUCCCGGAAAUCCUGAGGACUUGCGGGGACAGGGACACCUUCCACUAUCCCUGCCUGGGCUUGGACACUGCCAGGGAUGGGGCAGCCACGUGUUCCCUGGGAAAACUCUUCCAGUGCCUCAGCACCCUCACCCUGAACCAAAUUCUGCUGUCUGUGGAGCUGUGGAGGAGGUGCACAGCCACUGCAAAUCAAAGCUACAGAGCCACAUCCAACAUCAGCUCUUGGUCCCUCUGCACCAGCAGCAGAGAUUAUGGGGUGGCAGGACAUGGAUUCUCCCAGGAAUAAAUGAGAUUUUCUCUGCCAGCCCCCAGCCUGUGAGAGGAGGGGAAGGCCGCAGUGGAUCCCUGCCUGGGCUCUCCACGCCUCCCAGGAAGAGGAAGAGGCUCAGACGGUUCCUUCGCCGUUGAUAAAAUGGGAAGCAGCAUCUCCCCAGCAGCCCGGGACGGGAAGCUCCAGUCCUUGCCUGGGGGGCAGCCCUGGGGGCUCUGCAGCUGGCAGGACACAGCCGGGUGGCACUGAGGGCUGGGGCUGGGGACAGCAUGUCCUUCCAGAGCCGCAGGACCCAGCUGCUGCUGGUCAACUCGCUGACCUUCGGGCUGGAGGUGUGCCUGGCCGCCGGCAUCACCUACGUGCCGCCGCUGCUGCUGGAGGUGGGCGUGGAGGAGAAGUUCAUGACCAUGGUUUUGGGGAUAGGCCCCGUGCUUGGGCUGCUUUUUGUGCCUCUCAUCGGCUCGGCCAGCGACCACUGGCACAGCAGCUACGGCCGCAGGAGACCUUUCAUCUGGGCGCUGUGCCUGGGCGUGCUGCUCAGCCUGUUUGUCAUCCCCCACGCCAGCAGCCUGGCCAGCCUGUGUGCCCUCAACCCCCGGGCCCUGGAGAUCGCCUUCCUCAUCGUGGGCAUCGGGCUGCUGGAUUUCUGUGGCCAGGUGUGCUUCACCCCGCUGGAGGCCCUGCUCUCUGACCUCUUCCAGGAGCCGGACAACUGCCGCCAGGCCUUCUCCAUGUAUGCCUUCAUGGUCAGCCUGGGCGGCUGCAUCGGCUACCUGCUGCCCGCCAUCGACUGGGCCUUCCUGGCGCCCUACCUGGGCAGCCAGCAGAGCUGCCUCUUCAGCCUGCUGGCCCUCAUCUUCCUGGGCUGUGUGCUGGCCACGCUGUUUGUGACAGAGGAGGCGGCCCAGGGGGAUCUCCUGGACGGGCCGGCGCUCAAGGACGCGUCCCCGAAGCCACCGAAGGCGUCCCUGUCCUGCUGCUGCUGGCGGGGGCCGUGCCUGCUGCCGGGCAGGCGGGUGCUGCAGGCGGGCAGGAAGCUGUGCCUGCUGCUGCCGCGGCUGCACGGCCUCUACUGCCGCAUCCCCAGGGUCAUCCGCCGCCUCUUCGUGGCCGAGCUCUGCAGCUGGAUGGCUCUCAUGACCUUCAUGCUGUUCUACACGGAUUUUGUCGGGGAGGGGCUGUACCACGGCGUGCCCAGGGCCAAGCCGGGCACGGAGGCCAGGCGGCACUACGAUGAAGGUGUCCGGAUGGGCAGCCUGGGGCUCUUCCUGCAGUGCAUCACCUCCAUCUUCUUCUCGACAAUCAUGGACAGGCUGGUGAAGCACUUUGGGACCCGGGCAGUGUACCUGGCCAGCGUGGUGUUCUUCCCCGGGGCAGCCUGUGUCAUGUGCCUGUCCCACAGUGUCACCGUGGUCACCAUCUCCGCUGCCCUGACUGGGUUCACCUUCUCUGCCCUGCAGAUCCUGCCCUACACGCUGGCAUCCCUCUACCACCACGACAAACAGGUUUUUCUCCAUAAAUACAAGAGGAAAGAGGAGGAAGACGCCGCUCUGCUGGACAAGAAAUCCGCCUUCUCCAAGGGGCCGCUCUCCAGCCAGAAGCUGUCUUACCAGAAUGGCCAUGCUGGGAGCCUCUUCUCCUCCUCCUCCUCCUCCUCCCCUUCCUCCUCCUCGUCCCCAUGCUCCCCUCAGGCCGUGCCCAGCUCUGCUCUGUGCGUCAGCUCCUCCUGCGACGUCUCGCUGCGGCUCAUGGUGGGCGAGCCGGAGCUGGGGGCUCCUGGCCGAGGGAUCUGCCUGGACCUGGCCAUCCUGGACAGUGCCUUCCUCCUCUCCCAGGUGGUGCCCUCGCUCUUCAUGGGCUCCAUCGUGCAGUUCACCCAGUCUGUCACCGCCUACAUGGUGUCAGCUGCUGGCCUCGGCCUGGUCGCCAUCUACUUCGCUACCAAAGUCGUCUUUGACAAGGGUGACAUGGCCAAGCACUCCGUGUGACAGCAGGGCAGCCAGCUGGGUGGCACAGCCAGCUGUGUGUGUGUGACUGUCCCAGGGCAGUGUGUGUGCCCACAGGGCCACCCGUGGGGCGCCCGGCGUGGCGCUGGCUGUCCCCAGCUGGUGCUGCCACCCCGGGGGUGGCUCUGGGGCUCAUCUCAGGUGUAAAUAAGAGGCUUUGGGGAGUCGUCCUCAGGGCCUGAAGUGCUUUCCAAAGGUGCCUUUAGCAGAGGGAAGCACGGCACAGCAGCACCCAAGGGGUCCUGCAGGGGGGAAAAGGGAAUUGGGGUUUGCCUCUGGGAAGAACGGGUCGGGGUCCUGAGCAGGAGCAGCACAGGGAGGGGAUCAACCACUGGCUCUCCUUCUCUUUUCCUUCCCUUCUCCUUCUCCUUCUCCUUCUCCUUCUCCUUCUCCUUCUCCUUCUCCUUCUCCUUCUCCUUCUCCUUCUCCUUCUCCUUCUCCUUCUCCUUCUCCUUCUCCUUCUCCUUCUCCUUCUCCUUCUCCUUCUCCUUCUCCUUCUCCUUCUCCUUCUCCUUCUCCUUCUCCUUCUCCUUCUCCUUCUCCUUCUCCUUCUCCUUCUCCUUCUCCUUCUCCUCUCCUCUCCUCCUCUCCCUGUUGUAGUUUUACCCCAUUUCUUGAGCCAUGGGGCACUGGAGCAGAUUUCCUGGGGGUAUAAAGCACUGGGGAGGCCGAGGUUUGGCUGAGGGUGCCCAGGUGCACCCCCACAUUCCUGGCCUUCCCCACCUCCAUCCAAAACCAUCCAGGAGAAAAGUUCCUGUGCCUGGUUUUGGGAAAAACAAGGAACAUCCCAUUAGGACCAGUUCCAAAAGGUGACUUAACCUUUACCUAUGUCCUGGCUUGCAUCAGACAAAGAGAACUUUUUGAUUUUUAUUUUUUUAAGGAUUGUUUUUACCUUUCUUCACACAGUUCUCAGUCUCUCUCACCUCAGUGCCUGCAUUUGCUCUCUGCCCUCGUGGAUCCAGGCUGUGGCCCCUAAAAGGUGCUGCCCCACCAGGGGGAUCAGUGCCCAGAGGGGCUCUCAGCCCUGUGCCCGUGGGGCAGAGCAGGAGGAGCUCUCCUGGGGGAGCUGCUGGUGACCCAGACUCACACCUGGAGCUGCUCUCUGCCCCUGGCUGCUCGGGCUUCUUAAAAUGUCUUUUAUUUCCAGUCAGGAAUCCAUAUUCUCACAGAGGCAGAGCAAAGCUCUGUCAGAGGAAGGCAAAGCUCCUCCUGCUGCCCUGGCCUGGGGCCCAAAGGUCCCUCCAGGGGUGCCCAGGCUGUUCUGGCUCCCAUCCCUCCAGGGGUGCCCAGGCUGUUCUGGCUCCCAUCCCUCCAGGGGUGCCCAGGCUGCGUUUCUGACCCAUCUUUCCCGGGGUGCCCAGCUUGUUCUCCCAUCCUAUCUCUCCAGGAAUGCCCAGGUUCUCCUGUCCCAUCUCUCCAAGGAUGCCCAGCUUGUUCUGGCUCCCAUUUCUCCAGGGAUUCCCAGGUUCUUUUCCUGUCCCAUCCCUCCAGGGAUGCCCAGGUUGUUCUCCUGAGGCUGUUUUCCUGACCCAUCUCCCCAGGGAUGUCCAGCUUGUUCUGGCUCCCAUCCCUCCAGGAAUGUCUAGGUUGUUCUGACCCAUCUCCAGGUCCUUCUCCUGACCAAUCUCCCCAGGUUGUUCUGGUUCCCAUCCCUCCAGGGAUUUCCAGGUUCUUUUCCUGUCCCAUCUCCCCAGGGCUGUCCAGGUUGAGUUCCUGUCCCAUCUCUCCAGGAAUGUCCAGGUUGUUCUCCUGACCCAUCUCCCCAGGCUGUUCUGUUCCCAUCCCUCCAGGAAUGUUCAGGCUGUUCUCCUGACCCAUCUCCAGGUUCUUUUCCUGCCCCAUCCCUCCAGGAAUGUCCAGGUUGUUCUCCUGACCCGUCUCCAGGUUCUUUUCCUGUCCCAUCUCCCCAGGAAUGUCCAGGCUGUUCUCCUGAGGUUCUUUCUUGUCCCAUCCCUCCAGGGCUGUCCAGGCUGUUCUCCUGACCCAUCUCCAGGUUCUUUUCCUGCCCCAUCUCUCCAGGAAUGUCCAGGCUGUUCUCCUGACCCAUUUCCAGGUUCUUUUCCUGCCCCAUCCCUCCAGGAAUGUCCAGGCUGUUCUCCUGACCCAUCUCCAGGUUCUUUUCCUGUCCCAUCUCCCCAGGGAUGCCCAGGCUGUUCUCCUGACCCAUUUCCAGGUUCUUUUCCUGCCCCAUCCCUCCAGGGCUGUCCAGGCUGUUCUCCUGACCCAUCUCCAGGUUCUUUUCCUGCCCCAUCCCUCCAGGGCUGCCCAGGUUGUUCUGCCUCCCAGCUCCGAGUCCCCUCCUGCUGGCAGCAGAGCCCGAGUCCCCCUGGCCAGUGCCAUUCCCUGUCCCCAGUGGCCCAGCUGGGACAAAUCUGCUGCUGGCAGCUUCCUGCCCCUCCGAGAGGAGCUGGCCCAAGCCAGGAGGAAAGGCUGGAUUGGUGCUGGAGCACACAAACUCCAGCCCUGCCUGGCCUAAACGAGCUGUUUGGGAUUUUUAUUUUAUUUUUGUUUUUCUUGGAGGUGUGUGGGCAGCCAGAGGCACUUGUGAGGUUGGGCUGGAGGGUGAAAUGUUGCUAUUUUGGCAGAGUUUUGUCAGCCUGCUCCGUGGCUGGUGACUCCCCUGCUGUCUGAGCCGGGCCCUCAGAGGUUUGGGAUCGUCCCUUUCCCGUCAGGGGUCAGUGGUUUUGGCUUUAAUUUUUGUCUCAAAUUAAAGGCUGCCAGCCUCCCUUUCCCACAGUGCUGACUCGCAGCUGUUCUGGGGACAGAUCUGGCACUGCCUGAACCAUUUCCAGAAAGUUCUGGGGGCUGCACUUCCUACCCCGGGCUCUGUCCACUGCAGGCUGCAGCAGGAAGGAUUUGGGACAAAAUUCUAUUUCCCCUAGAGCUGGGGUGUGCUGGAAUAAAUCCCCCUGACCCAAGGCUGAAAACCCCUUUAUUUGGAAUAUUUCUCUGUAAAUGUGAGGAACUUUCCCUGCACAGAGGCUGCCCUGAUGCUCGAAUGCUUUUGAUCAUUUAAGUGCCUAAAGUGCUUCCACAGUGAGCUUCAGGUGAUGGCCAAGGGCUCAGAUUCUUCAUUUCAUAUGAAGGGUUUGGUGGCAAAAAGGGCUCAAAUUCUUCAUUUCAGGGGAUUUGGUGGGAAAGAAUUGGGCUCAAAUUCUUCAUUUCAGAUGGUUUGGUGGGAAAGAAUUGGGCUCAAAUUCUUCAUUUUAGGUGGUUUGGUGGCAAAAAGGGCUCAAAUUCUUCAUUUUAGGUGGUUUGGUGGCAAAAAGGGCUCAAAAUCUUCAUUUCAGAUGGUUUGGUGGAAAAGAAUUGGGCUCAAAAUCUUCAUUUCAGGUGGUUUGGUGGCAAAAAGGGCUCAAAAUCUUCAUUUCAGGUGGUUUGGUGGCAAAAAGGGCUCAAAAUCUUCAUUUCAAGUGGUUUGGUGGCCAAGGGCUCAAAUUCUUCAUUUCAGAUGGUUUGGGGGAAAGAAUUGGGCUCAAAAUCUUCAUUUCAGGUGGUUUGGUGGCAAAAAGGGCUCAAAAUCUUCAUUUCAGGUGGUUUGGUGGGAAAGAAUUGGGCUCAAAUUCUUCAUUUCAGAUGGUUUGGGGGGAAAGAAUUGGGCUCAAAUUCUUCAUUUUAGGUGGUUUGGUGGCAAAAAGGGCUCAAAUUCUUCAUUUCUGGUGAAGAGUUUGGUAGGAAAGGGUUCAAGUUCUUCAUUCAGGUGAAGGGUUUGGUGGGAAAGAACUCAAAUUCUUCAUUUCAGGUGGUUUGGUGGCAAAGAGCUCAAAUUCUUCAUUUCAGAUGGUUUGGUGGGAAAGAAUUGGGCUCAAAAUCUUCAUUUCAGGUGGUUUGGUGGCAAAAAGGGCUCAAAAUCUUCAUUUCAGGUGGUUUGGUGGCAAAAAGGGCUCAAAAUCUUCAUUUCAGGUGGUUUGGUGGCCAAGGGCUUAAAUUCUUCAUUUCAGAUGGUUUGGUGGGAAAGAAUUGGGCUCAAAUUCUUCAUUUCAGGUGGUUUGGUGGCAAAGAGCUCAAAUUCUUCAUUUCAAACCCCCAGGUGACAAAGCAGAGAUAAAGAGAGGGGCAGAGCCAGGGCUGAUAAUGGGAGAUCAGGGUGAGGGAGCAGGAGGGUGAGGAAAUCUUCACAAAAUUGGCUUUUUUUGGCUUCUUCUGAGAAACUUUCUGUGUCAGGAUCCCAUGUAAGACCAGCAGUGGAUGUCCUGGUCUGGGCAAGAGCAUCCCUUAUUCUGUUCCUGAUAUUCCCUGGGUGCCCACAGAAUUUCUCUAGGAUUUGGUCCUGUCUGGCCACAGGUGGUGAGCAGGAGCUUUUCUGUUCCUCACAGGUGAAUUUGGAAGGUGGAGGAGGGAUAAAUUGUUGUGUGAAUUCCCUAGGCUAGGGAAGCACUGGGGGGAUGGAUGGAUGGAUGCUGGUUUUCCUUUCUGAGGUCACAUCCUGCCCGUGAGAUGUUGUGGUUUAUUUAUUUGGUAGAGUGAAUAUUUUGUAUACGGCGCGAGAGGAAGGAUUUUAUGGCUUUUAUUAUAAAUUUUUAUGGAAAAAAGGGGGGGGAGAAAUAAAAAAGGUGUGGAAAAAGGGAAAAA
Messenger RNA from Haemorhous mexicanus (house finch), 6987 nucleotides. RefSeq names its product solute carrier family 45 member 3 (gene SLC45A3). The coding region runs from base 679 to 2397 and encodes 572 amino acids. The record is from RefSeq and is a predicted model, not a curated record. Lineage: Eukaryota; Metazoa; Chordata; Aves; Passeriformes; Fringillidae. The transcript has 7 exons. Gene Ontology annotation, cellular component: membrane. Gene Ontology annotation, biological process: transmembrane transport. Gene Ontology annotation, molecular function: sucrose:proton symporter activity.